CGAGCAGACAUUGAAGGCAUCUUUGGUCGCGCCUCUGGUUCUAAAAGUUUGCUACACCUUGCUGGUCUCGCACUAGUCGUCUUUUAAACAUGGCUAAAUGGGGCUUAAUCUCCCUUCUAGUAGUGUUAUUAGCAGUGCUGCUGGGAGAGAGGAUAGUCAGCAUAAGGAAGAGAGCGCUGGCUUCUCGUGAGCUGCUGAAGAAUCAUCUCCCCAACUGUGUUCCACUCAAGGGUCUAAAUGUUGGCUCAGAAGAUAUUACAGUCUUCGGGGAUGGAUUCGCCUUCGUCAGCAGUGGUUUGAAGUAUUCAGGAUUUCCGUCCUCCGACAAACCCGGGAAGAUCUUCCUCCUCGAUCUGAAAGGCUCUCCGAUAAAACCGGUCGAGUUGCGCAUGCCGCGAAACUUUGACCCGGAGACGUUCAACCCUCAUGGCAUCAGUGUCCACACAGACACAGCUGGGAAAGAAAAGAAAGAAAAAAAAAUCCUCCCCCCGGGCCGCGGAACAAAUUAUCAAGCGUUGACCGGUCCGCAGCUACAAAAAGAUGGCACCGUAUACCUGUUUGUCGUGAAUCAUCCUUACGGUAAAAGCCAAGUAGAGUUGUUUAAAUUCGUUGAAGAAGAGUUCUCCCUGUUGCAUCUAAAGACCUUCCAGCAUGGACUUCUUCACAAUGUCAACGACAUUGUGGCAUUGGGAGUGGACCGUUUCUAUGCCACCAAUGAUCACUAUUUACAACACGAAUUCUUUAAAAUAAUAGAGCCUCUUCUGGGUCAACCUUGGACUAAUGUUGUGUAUUAUAGUCCAGAGUCUGUCAGAGUGGUCUCUGAGGGAUACUACUUUGCAAAUGGCAUCAACAUCUCACGAGACAAAAGGCAUAUCUAUGUGGCAGAUCCAAUGGACCAAAAUGUGCAUGUGUUGGAAAGGAAAGAAGACAAUGCAUUGGUCUCUGUGAAGUCCGUGGCGGUGGGUUCACUUUGUGACAACAUCGAAGUUGACCCUCACACAGGUGACCUUUGGAUGGGCUGCCACCCCAAUGGAUGGAAACUUUUGAAGGGUGACCCUGAAGAUCCAGCUGGAUCAGAGGUUAUCCGAAUCCAAGACAUUCACUCCGACGAACCACUGGUGACUCAGGUGUAUGCUGAUGAUGGUCAUGUGAUCAUGGGUUCCUCUGUAGCUACAACUUAUGGAGGCAAACUGCUCAUUGGCUCUGUUUUUCAUAAAGCCUUAUGCUGUGAUUUGGAGUAGGCAGUAAGUGUAAAUUGUAACAGAAUACCAGAUGCCUCAUGAAAAGGACAAGUAAAGAAAGUAAAAUAGAUGGUGAUAGGAAUUUACUGUUUUUAACACUAAUUGCAAGGUUUCUUUUGUUGAGUAAAUCAUGAACUGCUAACUGGAAAUUGUGUUCUCUACAUUAAAAAUAGGAAACCUUUCUUACCAUUUUUAUAUCCCGCAUUUAAGGUAAACGCAAAAAAUAUGUCAGUCUCGGUCUGCUUUAGAUAAGUUUUCCAGCAGCUUUUCAUUGAUGGACAGGUUAUGGAUAGGGUGUUAGUUUAUUUCCAACAUGUAUACAAAUACAAUGUGAGACAUCACACACAUUGUAUCCAGUUUGUCAUUCUGGCAUGUCCGAAAAGGAGUAGGAGGAAGCAGAACCUAUUUAAUCCUACCCCGUUUCGUUUCACAGCAAUUUCAAACACAAUUGUUUGUACUAAAAUAUGCAACACAACAGUUAACAAAUAAAUGACUAAGUAAAUAAAUAAAUAGACAAAUGCAUAACUAAAUAGUUAAGUAAUUAGUUUACAUAAUGUGAUGAUCUCAUUUUUAUUAAAGCUCAAGAUGUUUAUCAGGAUUCAUUUUUUUACUUUGUGAACACUUUCAGUGAACAGUUGCUUAAACUGGAUCAUAUUAAUACACUGUUCAUGAAUCCAUUCAACAAUUUGAUUCCACAUACUUAUAUGCUAAAGGUUGUGAGUGUUAUACAUGCAUACAAAUGUUUUAAUGAGAUUUUUCUCUGAAGUUAUUAUUCUCCUUUAGUGGAGAAUAAUUUUUGUAAAUUAUUGGGUAGCAGGUUAUAUUUACUUUUUGCAUCAUUUUCGCUGUUUGCAAAUGCACCAAAUCAUUGAAUUGCAAUGUUUGAUUCAACAAAUAAAGAGUUUAAAUGUU
Nerophis ophidion (straightnose pipefish) is the source of this 2153-nucleotide messenger RNA. RefSeq names its product serum paraoxonase/arylesterase 2-like. The transcript has 10 exons. Lineage: Eukaryota; Metazoa; Chordata; Actinopteri; Syngnathiformes; Syngnathidae. Bases 90 to 1241 code for a protein of 383 amino acids. The record is from RefSeq and is a predicted model, not a curated record. Gene Ontology annotation, molecular function: arylesterase activity.